Electrophorus electricus (electric eel) is the source of this 2019-nucleotide messenger RNA. Its product is annotated as cdc42 effector protein 3. NCBI's taxonomy places the organism in Eukaryota, Metazoa, Chordata, Actinopteri, Gymnotiformes, Gymnotidae. The record is from RefSeq and is a predicted model, not a curated record. Gene Ontology annotation, molecular function: small GTPase binding. Gene Ontology annotation, cellular component: cytoskeleton; plasma membrane; cytoplasm. Gene Ontology annotation, biological process: Rho protein signal transduction; positive regulation of actin filament polymerization; positive regulation of pseudopodium assembly.
GAGGACCAUACGUGACAAAGUUCCCGAUUCACAGGCGCCAGCAGGAACACAAACAGCUGGAAGAUCCAUCUUCUUAUAGUUUUUGACCAAAAGUCUUAAAGGGAAAGUGCAAAAGUUCAAGAGGGCUAAUUAAGAAUUGGCCAAUGCCAGAAAAGAGCAAGUUUCUUUUAGCUCCCUGAUCUCACAGCUUCACAAUCACAACAUAAACUAGCAUUAUAACCCUGUAUUCAGGGAAACAGAAUGCCAGCGAAGACACCCAUCUACUUAAAGCCUUCCACACCAAAGCGGGGCAAAAAAUUUAAACUGAGGGACAUGCUGUCUGGGGACAUGAUCAGCUCACCGCUGGGAGACCUGCAGCACAACGCCCAUGUUGGGCCAGAAGGGGAGGGCGACAUGUUUGGGGAUGUUGACUUCCUGCAAGGCAAACUGGACAUGCUGCCUUCCCUUGCCCGCCCACUGCAUUCCGGAUCAGACGCAAUGGGUCGGCGCCUGGAUAACGUGUAUGAGGCAGACUCUAAAGGCCUGCACCACAGUUCCCAUGGUAACUCUAGUCAUGCGUCUUUUCUCAAAAGCACAAUCUCCAUGCCUUCCUUCCUUUCUCCAGAGCAAGCUCCUCCCAAGCCCCCACGUCUGCACUUAGCAGAGAACACCUCCCCGGGGCUACACCAGCAGAAGCAGCAUUCCCUGGCUGUGAGCAAGGAAGGGGUGUCAGGCUGCAGGGAACCUUGCCAAGACCUCUCCCUGUCUGCCUCCAUCCCUGUGCUGAGGCACCUGGCUCCCUCCACAGGAUCCUUCUCUGAGCCCUCCUCCGAUGACUCUACGUCAGACUGUGGUGGCCCGCCCGAGCCGGGUCGAGGACUGAGCCUGGACUUCGAUGCAGGCCUGAGCAACGAGGACCUGCGGAGUGAGUUCAGCGAGUCCCCCGCACUCUCUCCAACACUCUCUCCCACACUCUCCACAGCGUCUUACCCCACUUUGUCAUGCUCUGGGUCCCUCACCACUCUGGAUCUGGACCUGGGGCCGUCCAUUCUUGAGGAUGUUCUUGAGAUCAUGGACCGUUACAAGAGUACAGAGGAGCAGGGGGAGCUGUGAGCUGACUGAAGGCCUUUGAGCAUUUAUAAUGUAGUGGUCUGUGUAUGACCUUGAACUUGCUAAGGUCACGCUCACUGGUAGUACACAUCUGACACUGUAAUGACUUGUUGUGAUGGAAUGUCCGCAAACUGCAAGCGUAGAGCUGCACAGUAUGGACAUAAUAUCAAAAAUAAGGUGGCGAAUCCUUGUGGUGAUGUGGUUGACAUGUUUUAUGUAGACCAAAACAUUGUUGGUUGUCAAGUCACACGAAUGAUUACUAAUCUGGAAUGUCCAAGACUGUUCGCACAACAGAGUUUGAAAAAAUGCUUUAUGAGAAGACUUAAUUGCAAAAUGCAGUGUUCUGUUAAAUCACUAUUGCAAAGACAAAUGACAAAAUGUGUGGCACCAUUCUACCUUUCAGAGGCUCUUAAUCAAGUCAUUUAUCCUUUCAGCAAACCACAGAAACUAUGAUUUGUCACUGAUAAUAAACAAAGAAGAAUUAUAACAAUGUCUGUUACUGUGUUCCCACUCACUGGAAUUGGAGAUACAGAAUCUUAAACAGCACUUGUUUAAUUUGUUUUGUACAUCUACUUUGUUACAUUCAAUAUAUAAAAAGAUGGUAAAGAGACUGAAAUUUUGGCUGCCUUGUGAUUUGGAGGUGCAAGAUUUAAAAAAAUGGGACAAAAACACAGCAAAAACUCAGUAACAGCAUUCUGUGGUCUUGCUUGUUACUUCAAGCAAAAUGUAUCAGUGUAACUAACUUAUUAACUUGGAUCACUGAUGUCCAUAUUCAUAGGUUGCCUAUAAAUUCAAAGAUAGUUAUUAAUGAAGGCUCAUUUUUAUCUUUCUUUGAGUAUUAUGUCACAGUGCAUUUCAUUAUUGAUGUCUUAUUAUAAUGUGAGAUAUGAAAUGAUCAUGAUGAGCAUGUAAAUAAAAUAUUAUAAACCA